AUGGAUGUGGAGACAGAGAGGAUCGAGAACAUUCUGCGCUGGAAGCCGAUCCAAGGGAUAUAUUAUCCCGGAUUCUUCAAGGAAUCUGCCAUCCGAAGUUUGCAAAGCUCUUGGGACAGUCGCGAAGGCGAUGUCUUUCUCGUCUCCAACUUUCCAGUUCGAGGCUUGCAGCGGGUUCUAACCUGUAUGGUCGAAGGCCAUGAGAAUCCAUGGGAAAACGGAUUGCUGGACAAACCCUACUACUGUGAUGCGGCUGCUUCAAAGCGAGGAGUCGAAUCAUAUCUUUGUGAGGCCGAGAGCUGGAAGGGUCGCAGAUGCUUCAAGACACACGCUCUUCCGCAUUUGUUCCCAUGCCGAUAUCCUUUUCCACCACACAGUGGAGAUGGAAUUCCUCCGAAGAUCCUGGUCUUAGUUGCUGAUCCACGGCAUGCCUUUACGGUUUGGUGGCAAACCCUGGGCCAGAUCGAGCCAGACGUCUCCUUCAAUUUCGACCUCAAGUCAUUCAUCAGUGAAGUUGCGGAGAAGGGCUUAAAGCUCUUUGGAAGUUACUUCGAACACACAGCGGCAUGGGCGAAAGAAGCAGAAGAACAUCCAGACUUUGUGCACUUGUGCAUGGUGGACCAUUUAGGGUCUCUCGAUCGUCAGGAGGUCAGACUCGAAAUGUUGGAGAUAGCAAAGUUCCUUUGUGUCCCGCAUGAGUCAGUAGAUCGCUUGGUGGAAGCCAUUUUUCACCGUCCUCACGACGCCUCUUCAUCUUUGUCCAGAGACAGACUGGUGGACCAGGCUGUGCUAGAGGGAGGCCACAUCAUCGAGAACACUGGACAGAAUCUUUGCGCGUUUCAAACAGCCCUGGACUCUACCAAUGGCGUGGUGAGGGAGCUGUGGCAAAGCAUGUUCAGAUUGCUGCUGAAGACUGACAACAGCUGCCUCGUGGAGCUUGCCCAAAAGGCCAUGCAUGGCACAGCGUCGUUGCCUCCGAUGGUGAAGACGGGUGCGUUCCGCGGCGAAGCCGCUCACGCAGCCGGGCUUUGCCGCCCCUGCGUUUUUAAUCUUCGUGGUAUUUGCCGUGACAGUGCUGAUAUUUGUCUUUAUUGCCAUGCUGAGGGACAUCAAAGGACCAAGCGAGCCACCCAGAAGGUGAGAAAGCAGCGUCAACUGCAACGCCGCAACUUGGAGCUGCCAGCACUCAGGGCCGCUGCAGUGGCCUCUGUGCCCCGUUGCCUUUGCUGCAUUUUCCUAAGCGACUUGCCUGUGCAGCAUUGCAUGACAGCAAGUCCACCGCGGAUCGACCUGAACGUCUUGAACAUCCUGGCAGAAGUUCUCAUCGAGCUUCGAGACUUUGAGAAGUGUGCGAAACUCCUGAAAGAACUGCUGCACCUGACCCCUGUGCAACGUCCCAGCUCAGGCAGGACGAGUCGUGCUGCAGCGAGCUCCUCGAGCUCCUCGAGUACAGCCCUGGCACUGAUUCCUGAGAAAGAUACUGAGGCUUUGAUGAAGCGACUUCACAACAGUCCGGUUGAUCUCGUUGCCAAGCUGGGGGCAGCCUUGUGUCAGAUUACGACGACGGAAGACGGUGAAGAUCCAUGUUGCAAGUGCGCGAUUGAGGUCGUACUCUCACAUCCGGCAGACUCCCACCAAGACUUGUACCUUCUCUUGGUGGAUGCCAUGCUUGCUGAUGCUGGUACUACGGUUGACACUGUUAGCCAACGUUGGAGGAAACGAGCCAAUGUUCGGCCAUGGUCAGCUCAGCAGGCAGAACGUAUUCUUGACUUGUUGGAAGCAUGUCAAAUCGAAGAAGACCUGCGAGAGCGCAGGGCGAUGAGCAAAUGGCGCUUGGGCAAGGUGGAGGAGGCGGCGCUUUUGCUUGAAGAAGUCUUGGAGGACCCUGGAGACCGUGGAGAAGUUGACCUUCGGAAUUUGAGGGUUCGCGCAGCUGAAGCCUGGAUUGAGCUUGGGAGAUCUGAUCGAGCAGAUCAGGUUUUGAGCACAUUGACCUACGAGGAACUGCAACGGAGCCAUGAACUGCCACCACCGAUGAGUGCCGCAGAGAGGAAAAAAAUCUAUAAGGAGCUGAACGAAACCAUUGAGACGACACUAGCGAGAGCAAUUCGAGCAAAUGACAGGGCACACCUGCAUCGUUAUGUUGGUAGCUUGGAGGAGCUCAAAGCAUUUAUCUCCAAGUUUCGCCAUUUGGUGUAUGACUGCGAACUGGACUACAAGCGGCUGUCAGCGCACAGCGCCAAUCAGCGGCAGGAAGCGCAGGCUCCGCAGGCUCCGCAAACUCCGCAACUGGCCUUGGAGAAUGAGCCUCAUCAGACAGAAGAGGCUGACGAAGGGCCGGUGAAAAGGGGAUGGAAGAGAAGCAGAGGCAAAGAAGCGGAAGCAGGCUCCGAACAAGCACUUGCGUUAGUAGUCAAGCAGCCUUUGAAGGGCAACCCGAGGCCUCAGGAAGAAUCGUCUCAGGCAUUCACCAGCUACCGUUGGAAGCGCAAACAUCUUGGCCUCGAUUCCAUUGAGGAUAUGUUUGGAUUUGAAGCUUACCUUAGUAUGGUGAAGACUGGGGUAGAGAUCACUCGCUGCUACGCACUUUCAGAGAAGAACUCCAAGUCCAGGGAAGGCGUGGUCCAGGCUGCGCGAGCUGUUGAACUCUGUGAAUUGAUCAUAUCCAAUCGUCGAUUGGUUUCUGUGCGGAAUCCAGUCAAACGGCGCCUGGUUCGAGAUUUGGCCAUGACUUCGCUUCUGACAGGUUUUGAGGCACGAUUGUGGAAGGUCGUUUUCAAGCACCUGAGAACUGUGUGCGAUCGUCAUGCCAGUCCUCACCUAUUGGCCUUCUUCUCGAGAAUACUGUUUGCCCAUGCAGACGUUGAUGGCUUGAGCGCCAGCCCUGCAGCCAAGGAUCGUGGCGAUGUUGCUCCAUGGGAACACGAGAAGACCACUUUUCCCUCCUCGGGGCACAGGAACACGUAUGCUGCCGCCUUCACCGACGUUCGCGGCUGGGCAUUGCGUAAGCUGUUGAAGAGGCCUCGCGACUUUGGCCUCACCUUGCUUUGUGCUCACUUUUGCAUCAUCGCAUCACAGUACCCCUUUGCAGUUGCUGAAUACUCGAGAGCCCAUCGUCUUGCCCCCUUUGAGCCGCUACCGGCACUUUGUACUGCAACUGCCUACAUCUCCUUUGCCAUGUCGCGCGCUGCAGCCCGACGCCACGAUUUAAUCCUGAAAGGGCUGACUUUCCUGCAGCGCUAUCGGCGGCUACGCUUGCGUGCUGCAGGCCUUGCAGCGACUGAAAAUGAGGAUCCCGUGGAAUCCUGGGGCGGAAUGCCCACGGAGCGACAAGCCUGGGAAGAAGAUUUGCAAACAGCCGAUCCGCUUGACUGUUUGGCCAUUCGCGCAGAAGUUGCCUACAACUACGGCCGAGCAUUUCACCAAUUGAGCAUGUCCACCUUCGCAGUGGAGGCUUACCAGACGGCGCUGAGCUGCUUUGAUGGUGCGGAGAGCCAAAGGGCAGACUUGCUGGUUCUGCGUCGCUCAGCAGCUUACAAUCUCGCUUAUCUCUUCAAGGCCCAAGGAGCAUUGACCUUGGCCGCCGACGUCAUUUGGCGCCACGUGGUCUUUGGAUGA
Molecule: messenger RNA, 3618 nt
Organism: Cladocopium goreaui
Lineage: Eukaryota; Dinophyceae; Suessiales; Symbiodiniaceae
Source: the annotation of a GenBank genome assembly